Spirometra erinaceieuropaei is the source of this 6816-nucleotide messenger RNA. The record is from the annotation of a GenBank genome assembly. Lineage: Eukaryota; Metazoa; Platyhelminthes; Cestoda; Diphyllobothriidea; Diphyllobothriidae.
AUGAAGGACUUACAAGAUGAGAUUGUGGUAAAACCUGAAAUUAUGUUAAUGUUUUUUGUAAAGUUUGCUUUUGCUGAGAGGCAGGAACUCGACAAAACAGUUCAUUCGCUGAAGUACGAUCGCCAACAGACCAGGUGACCUGACUGUCUCACAGACGCAGAUAGAUCUAUUGAGUUUCACAUUACAUAGUCCCUGGCAAAUUUUAGAAAUAAAUAAAAGUCCCUUAACAUAAAAUUACAUGAGCAACAUUAACUGCUCAGUCACCAACAACUGAAUGGUUUCAUUAUGGCACACGAGGCCCACUCUUUUUUAUUCCCAGAAGUGCUAUGUGCUCACUACUUGAGAUCCAGUUUACCGUAGUUGGUUAUAGCGAAACGGAAACCUAAUUCGACCCAGACACGGAUGGUCACAACAAAAAUAAUAUACCCACUCUGAAAAUGAGUAAAUAAAUGGAAUUAUUAGAUUCUCAUACAUCUUUUUUAUUGUUUAAAAUCAGCUGCCGGACGCGAAAUGUGCACGUUGUGCGCUGUCAUUACAUUGCUCCAGAUUUAUACUUAUUCGUCCGUUGCUGUGGAAGUGGAAAUAUGGUAAAACAUCCCCACAACGAGCGAACUGAUAAGUUUAGAGGAUUCAGCGUAUAUAAGUCCGUAAAUGGAAUAUGGUGGAGGUGAGAAAAUGGAUGGAGAUCGACUGUUGUACCUUCAGCGUAUAAGUUAUGUUAAUUGCGAAAUUAGGGAUAAGGAAAAGGAAUUGUGUAAGCUGACCACUUUCGAAGGAUGUAAAAUGCCUUUGAAGAGAGAGAGGGAUCUUGCUUGGAAAUCAGGAAUGCGUUUCCAUUAGUUGCUCCAUAAAGCUAAGUUGUAUUAGAAAGAACCAAAACACGCCCCGGAUGAUUUUUAUGCGUUACCUAAACGUUUCAAUUUAAUGUGGAAACUGCGUUAUGCAAAUAGGAUAAUUAUUUCGACCCUUAUUACACCGUAGGACGCACUGUCAUGAAUUUAAGUUUCUUGAUCUUGCCCCAGGUUAUUUGUCACCAGUUACAACGACGAGUCAGUAGCUUACACACGUUUGCUGUUACCAGCUUGUGUUUUAGAUUUUUACUCAAAAAUACAUGCUAAUGUCUAACUGUCUUUGUGACCCGAAUUCACGAUUUUUAACCGACUAGUGGAUGUCCUCUUCAAAUUCACAAACGAUCACACAGUGAAUGUUUUGAGGCACACGUUCUGCCUACCGGCAACAUAUCAUCAAAUAUCGCUGAAGAAUUGAUGGAUGCCAUUGUUGCUGAAGGAAAAGAUACCAUAGGCGGACACCGGGGAGCAUUUUUCGCUGGCGACAUUACUCACCAACAGUAUUCUCCAGUAACAGAAGAAAUUGUCGAGUCUGACCUAAAAGACGUCAACCAAAGUUUGUCAAGUAAGGUUUUUCCGCAGCCAACACCAUCGGUAAGCUUCGCACUUACUAUCAUGUUAAUUUACUUUAGAGGAACACAGUUAUGUGUCCUGAUCGACGUCCGUAUGAUCAACAUCAGACACCCGGGUGAGUUGAAACCUUUUGCAUUUUCCAGGUCUUGGGUCUCGUCAUAACUCUACUACUCACUCAAAGCAGAGUUUAAAACAGGAGUUCACGACCCAUAUGGAUUCCAAAACGAUAAAUUAGUGAAAACGUAUAAGGGAAUGUAAUUAAUUAUGGGUGAUAGUUUCGGCCAUAGAGCAUCUUCGCAGAUAUCAUAUCUCCUGGCUCAAUUCUCUCGCGACAAUUUUACCCACACAGUCUGUGAUGCAAACAUACCUGUCUUAAUUGUGUACUUAACACACUGAUGUUUUAGUUCGACAUAAUUACAAUGAAAAUCGAAACAGUUCCAAAAACCCCACGAUACAGUGGUAAUGUGAAUAAUUUGCUGGUCGUUUUAUAUGCCAAAACCUAACUGCCCCCUUCUACCGCACACUGUCCGUUAAGUUUUUGAUGCGAAGGCAGCAUAGCAGUUACUUAUGAGGUUUCUACCCUAGGUGUCGGAAUAUUCUGACUAUCUAUCCACCAAAAGCGUCUGCAGAUUAAUUGUGAUAUGGAAGGCUGGCAAUUUUUAAACCGGCGUAUUUGUCCGUUCACUGUGGGUAUAGUCAGAUCGAUCCGAGUUUCUGGAAAAAUCCCCUUUGCUUUUCACGUUAGACCGCCAAAACGGUGAUGGAAAAGAGUGAACGUACCACUGAACUAGUGAAUUUUGUCUUAGUUUCCUUUUCGAUGUGCCAGUCUAAACCCCGUUACAACGAGCGCAUUGAGUGGGACAGGACACCAAGUGCUUGUUUAUCGAGACUGAUAUCAGUUGCAACACAAAUUCAGCGCUCACUCUGAGAACUGACCGCUUUAUAACUUGUUUUCCUGAACUCCUCUAGUCCUUUACUGUAGUCGUGAUCGGUGAGGGAAAACGAAAACAGUUACGAAAGUAUCUGAACAGCACAAAACGCGAGAGAAUUAAAUAAUAUUUUUACAUCCUUGUUAAAAAUGACCACGUGUCAUUUGACCUUGAAAUUAAAUCAUGUGCCCGUUUGGCGGGACAGAACGGAGAUGUGUUGGACCAAAACGGGUAGUGAGGGAUUGAUUUUCAUUGGCUAUUGCGAAGCAUAGUGUAAUUAUCAUUUAGCUUUCCCUGUAGGAGUGCACAAGUGGACUCGGCCGAGGAUGUUGGCUUUUUUAAACUAGAAUUGUCUUUGGAUGUAAGUCACUUUUCCCCAAGAAUGUUCACUGCUGUCCAGUUAUUGCUAAGAAGAAUGUCCGCUGUUCCCGAAAUACGGGGAAUCAUACCGUGGUUUUGGCUUUGGACUGGUCCUAAGUCAGACAGUGGGUUGCUGAAAAUUGUUAAAUGCUGCAGGACAGGUUUGCAGGAAUGGGCAACAAUCAAAAAUAAGGCUAGAGCAAUUGCGGAAAAAAGACUGUGAAACAACAGUUGAGCGAAGGAUGCUUCUAAUACAAGGAAUGUCUUAAAUAUAUUACCAGUCGCAGUCUAAUAGCUGCGGAAAAUUUGUGUUUUACUACCUGCGUACGCAGAUGGGACAAAAUAAUAAAGCUCUCGGGUUAUUGGAAGGAUGAUACGCGAAGAAAAUAUACGGGUGCAUAAAGUAACGACUGGUAUUAUGCCGUCCAGUGGACAACACACAGUUUUCGUAGACUCGGAGAAAGUGAGCGGAAUCCCUUAUGCAGUCACGGCGCCUCUUAGGUAGGCGGCAUUUGUGGGCUGGACCUACCUUCUCAUAUCGUCCAUUCCAAAUGUUAAGAAUCCCCUGCGUGUAUAUCGCCUACUUGGCCAGUAAGUCGCCACACUUAAUGCGCGCUCGCAGGGAUGUCCUCGGAGGUUAGUUUUGUGAAUAGUCGAGGUAACUGGCUGGGUUUUACCUCAUUCAUCGUUUUAAGCAGCCUCUAAGUUUUGCGUGGAUCUGCAUGUAGUAUUAUCGGCUCAAGAUCAGAGAAGUCCAGAUUCCCAGGCCUUUUUCUAUUUGACAGCUGCCGAAGUGAACGGUUAUGCAAUAUGUCCUAAAACCAUACGAUUUGUUUGAUUGUAGCACCGGACGUAUGGGACCGACACUAGGAAGCGGCGUUUGAAUGACGACCAAACGAAGGCUAUUGUUUAGAAUUAUUAAUUCCGUUAGAUUAGCUUACUGUAAUUUAUGGGAACUGCUCCAUUGUUUCCGUGUUAGCAAAAGCAAUAGUACCUAGUUUGCAGCGGAGUGGACACGUGUUAUGAUCUCCUCUUCAGACGCCGUGUGUGGGAUAAAUUUGAUGUUUUAGUCUGGAUUACUUGCGAGGACAUGUUUCUGUGUGAUUACCGCAAUGUCGCCUUAGCCAAUUCAUAUUCUAACCCUAAUUGCGACCUCGUAGGCGUAAUUGUGACCCCGCAUAUAGCUUAGGCUUGUGAUUUAAUCAGCAUAUAUGAGGCAGACUGAUAAAAGUACACUUCAAAACAGUUUUCGAGAAAUAACAAUGAUCAUUACAUAAACACCUGAAGAGCAUCGCUGUUGUCCGGCAACUCGUGAGAUAUGGUCUCUAGAAACCCACUUCUCAAGGUGCAAUGAGUUAGUAAAAUUUCGUGUGGAGAAAAUUGCUCCUUAAAAAUGUUUCCAUGAUCUUCUUCAUUGCAUCAGAGAGACGGGCCGCGCAAAAGUAAGGAACUGACAAUACGCAGUCUUCAUUUGAUGGUGGGGAAGGGUAACUCAGUCAGGCCUCCAGCCAUUUGAGAAGCCAAACUUCGGGGCUAACCCUAGGCAGCCUACUGCGGAUAUUUACCUAGGAAGGGCUGAGUGCAGAAACCAAAGUUCGGUUCUAAAGUCUUGAGUGAGUCUGAAGUUCAUCCUCUGAAAAGAGUAGGUCUUACGUCCGUUAAAAGAUCUUGGAAAAAAGUAGUUUUUUGUUUUCGGCUGUCCACAUUUGAAGAAUGAGCGAUAUUCUCGAGAGGAGUGGCAGUGUGUCUCACAUGGCUUUCUGAACUUAUGUUGUCAUUCUGUCACACCGACUGUCAAGUAACAUAUCGGUGAGCCUGAUGGUAACACUGUAAAAUGAUUACUAAAGUAGUUUGCAAGUAUAUUGGUUUUCCACCGCUGUCCCAUUGUAAGACUCCAUCGAACCGAAGUUCUAAGGAAGGUAACCUCAAGCAGACAGCUUGGGUACGUUUGUCCUCAAAAGUCCUAGUAAAAAGAUUCCACGAGGGUCGACGCUCUCCAAAAGCCCGUCUCAGUGCUUCAAGCUAGUUGCUUACUUGACUGAGUGUACACCUCGUUUUCAUGCGCAUACACUGUCGAGGUCAAGUUAAAAAGCUACUUGUUCAGCUUCCGAUGCUUCUUAUAGUGCCUAGAAUUUGCAGGUUAUUUGAUCUCCUGGUUAAGCUAAUAUGCCACAAACUCUCUAGAUAUUACAGUGCACAGUUUUCUAUAUUUUACUGUGAUGGUUCCGUUCUCUCGAAAGCGAACGCAGUAAUCAGACUGAGGCAAGUAACAAGCUACCGGUUUUGCCUUUCUUCAGAUCAAAUCCUUAGUUCUGCAUUAAGUGGGUUUGGGUUGUGGCUGAAGAUCGCAUGAGCAUAUCAGGAAUGACCGCUCAAAAUUUUUCGUCUUGUCCAACGUAUAUGCGUAAAUGUUAGUGUGUUUUUACAGGGCCUUAAUUUACUUUGACGUGUAAUCUUGACGCUGGGACGGUGUGAAUGUCGUAUUUCGCAAUUUAUGCUCAAUGAGUCCUGGGAUAAGGAUUAGUUGUCUAGGAGGAAAUUAUGUUUCUACAUCGAACACAUUUUUUGACUGUCAGACUGCAAGUCGAGGCAACAAAUAACCCAACUACGACCCGAGAUUUAAGCCUUUUGGUCACUUGAAAAAUCAAUUAAGAGCUGUCAGUCAGCCGCUUGUGGAGGUACUCGACCAAUGGAAUCACCUCCUUGUGCUCAACUUUAUCGUGAGGCCUGUUCGAAUAACUGAUCAUCACCUGAUUCUAGUGGAUUUGAGCAAGCUUCCUUAUUGUCCAUGAGAGUGAUCUUUUUCCCACCGAUGAGGACUACGCUUAUCAGGAUCGCUCACUCGCUUGACUGCAGACUGCAUUGUUAUCCUACUAAUCGGUCUGCUUUCGCCGACCAUAUUGCUCCUCUGAGGCUAAUUGUCAGAAACAAAGUGGCAACUUCCAGUCUUAUAGCUGGAGCAAUGGAAUUGUCGUUUACUGAAUUGUUUGCUAAAAAUAGUCAUUGUUUUCGUGGUCCGACGGCCUAACGCAAAUAACUCACUUCUUAAAUGCAGAUUCUUUGCAUAUUUUAAACCAGGGAUAUCACCACAAGGAGUAUCAACGACUCACUCUUCAUCCGGAUUUUCGAGCAAGAGUUUGCUUGUUUGUUUUCAGCUAUAAAAUUGCUGCAACCCCUGCGACUGCAUGUAAUCCUUAGUUUUGUUUUCCUUUUCAUGUUUAUCCCCCUUUGUUUUUGCAUUUCUACUUCACUCCUGAUUUCCUUCCCAGUAACAGUUUCCAGGAUCGACAGGAGAAAAGAAAUUUCCGCUCCCUUUCCAUUUAACCUUUUUCUGGACAGAAUCAUAACAUUCUCACAUUUGCACGGACCUCCUCCCCAGUAAUAACUUAAAAAUAAAGACUUAAAUGGUAUAUUAAGCAGUUUUGUUUCUUGGGGCCAUCGGAAUUGUUUGGUCUUGAAAACUCUUUUUUCAAACUGAAUUCAAAUGAAACUUACAAGUUACUUUGAAGAAUAUAUGAAGGGCUAGCUUUGUGGUUCCCUAGUUCAAUAAACUGACAGGAGUCACUUCUAGUUCAACCUUUGAAAACACUUGAAAAAUAUUUGUCGGGCUGAUUACAAUGUAGUAAAACAAGGAAACAUAGGGCAGAUUGGCCCUGGGUUUUAUGCAGAUGCGUUUAUUCGACCACACUAGAUAAAAACUCCCUGGCCCACGCCUCCGGAUUUGCAAUUGAAAACCAUUAACUAGGACCUUUUUCAACAUCCGAUUACUGACCAUCACGUUUCUGAUUUUAGAACGUUCCUUGGCGUUUAUAAAGUAUUCUUGAUUGCCUCCAUAGUUUGUCUUGAUGUUAUGUUAUAUUCGAGGUUGAAAACCUAUCCCAUCAUCCAAAUGGCGAUGGCUAGUGUUUAGUCGUCGUGGUUCACUACAGCAAUUUUACAAACUAGCUUUAAAUCAUUCCUUGGUAUCUUAAAUGCUCACAAGCGGAUGAAGUGCAUACGUGAACAGACUGACCGACACAGGGUUAGCUUAAUCAACAGCGUAAACCUAUCGAUAGGUACUAAAACCUCUGCUUCCAUUGUACACUCAGGCGCUCACCGCCGCAUAA